Molecule: messenger RNA, 867 nt
Organism: Acanthosepion pharaonis
Lineage: Eukaryota; Metazoa; Mollusca; Cephalopoda; Sepiida; Sepiidae
Source: the annotation of a GenBank genome assembly
AUGAAAGUGUUUCUCUGGGAAUCUUCCCUUUCAUUUUCUUAUCUAUCUAUCUAUCUAUCUAUCUAUCUAUCUCUCUCUCUCUCUCUCUCUCUCUCUCUAUAUAUAUAUAUAUAUAUAUAUAUAUAUAUAUUAUGGAAGUAUAAGGCAAAUCUAGCCACCUCUCAGAUCCGACAAUUGUCUCUGUCUACGGAGAAAAAAAAAACAUUAAGUUUCUUUUCUUUUAACUUGUCACACCAGUUCCCGUUACUCUGCUUAGUUGCUACUGUCGUUCGCCAAAGAUAUCGUACUUCUAGAUCUCCGUCUAUUCUUCGUGAGGCUGUUGAUGCAAUUCAUGAGAACUCCUGCCAUAUUUCUCAAGUCCCGAGUCAGCCAAUGGCACAUCUUCUACACUUAGUACCAACCAAUCUCCCUUCUUUCUUAGAAUGUAGAGUAGGGCAGUACAAAGACAGCAGGAGAAACGCACCAGAUGGACGAACAGACACGUACUUUUCUUCCUUCCUUUUUCCUCACCCUCCCUUUCUCUAUCUCUCUCUUUCUCUCUCUCUCUCUUUCUCUCUCUCUCUUUCUCUCUCUCUUUCUAUCUAUAGAGGGACCCUAAAAUCGUCGACUUGUGACAGCGCCGAUCUUGGCGUAGCUCUGGCUUCCAUCAUUGUCGACUGUCUCCUUGACGGCGGCGACGGACUCGUCUCUCCGAACGGCCGAAAAACGAACGUUGUGGGCCUUUCGUUUGGCAGUAAACUCGUCCUUGUUCGCACACGCAUUUCACUUGGACCCAAACCAGGCCAUCACUUCCGCAGGCUUCUUCCCGACGCGAAAAGAAGCUACUACCACUGCUCUGUGCUCAUAUUCCAUCCUGGAAAAUGGUAG